Molecule: messenger RNA, 2043 nt
Organism: Torulaspora globosa
Lineage: Eukaryota; Fungi; Ascomycota; Saccharomycetes; Saccharomycetales; Saccharomycetaceae
Gene: FAT3
Product: Fat3p
Exons: 1
Coding region: 1-2043 (680 amino acids)
Biological process (GO): fungal-type cell wall organization
Cellular component (GO): plasma membrane; cell cortex of cell tip
Source: RefSeq, a predicted model, not a curated record
AUGUUGUUGGGUAAGCAAUUUGGGUUGGCUAUAUGUGCCCUUUUUCUGUUUACUACGUUUAUCUUGGUCAUCGUGGCCAUUUGCGGUUCGACUGCAAACUACAAGCCUUUGACUAAUAUCUAUAUUGGUUCUGCGGAUAUUUCUCAUAUCAAUGUCACUAAGGUUAUUCCGCAGUUUGGCCCCAUUUUGACCAUUGUCGGUACGGCUUUGAACUCCGGCAACAGCUCUUUGGAGACGUUUUUCCCCGUUUUGCAUAGAUUGGUCGGUACGCCGGGGUUUGCUCCUCUUUUGACAAUGCUUUCCAACGCGGAGGAUACGGAGACCUCGGUUUCGUCGUUGGUUGAGCUAGCUCCGUUGGCUUUGUCGUCUAAUGGGUCCGCUGCUGCCGCACAGCAGCUGUCUCAGGUGGAUCAGCUGUUGAGAUACUCGACCAACGCUACCGAAACGUUGCAGGGUUUGGAGUCCCUGGUUGAGGCAUCGAUGGAGGAUCCUACCAGUAAUUCAUCCGCGGUGGUCUUGGAGCUGUUGAAAGAUUCGAACGAUUCGUUGAGCUCGACUGAUGCCCUGCUGACUUUGAACAAUAUGAGUGCGACCGAGAAGGCUCAGUUGGCUCCUGUCUUCGCUCUUUUCCAGGUCUCAGAUAACAAGACGGUCACUUUCGAUUCUUUGGCCACUCUGGUGAGCAGUCCAGUCUCUGGUGAUUUAGCGCAAACGUUGUUUUUGGCGCUGAACCAAUCGAGUAACUUGACGCAAACAUUGCAGCAGUUGGGAUCGAUCGCCCCCGAGAAUUCUAGACCAGCCUUGAAUGCUGUAGGUGCAUUGAUCGCUUCCUCGUCUUCUCCAAACACUACUUUGAGCUCUUUGAGAACUCUCAUAGAGAGCAACGUUACUUCGUCGCCCUCGGCACAAGAGGCGUUUACAUCUUUGGCUACUUUGGUUAGAAACGGUGAGAAUGACACUUUGGUAGUGGAGUCUGUUCAGUCGCUAGCAACAACCAAUUCCACAAGCUCCACGGAACAGCUGGUUUCCUUGAAACAGUUGCUUGAAGCUUCUAACAACGGCACUGGUACCUUGCAAGUCAUGGGAAACUUGCAGCAGGGAUUGGCUGCUGAUAACAGCACGGCUCAAUAUAUAUCUCCUUUGGUGUCCCUGCUAGAGUCAUCGAGCGACCCUCACGCGACUUUUACGUCUUUGAUUGCUUUUACCGCAUGGGCGCAGGCAAAUCCGGCCACGUUCGCACCCGUUGCUGGCAUCUUACUCAGUGCUCAAGAGAACCCAGUUCCAACUGAAGAACAACUGAAUGCUUUGACUCCAGAGAUUUUGCAGUACUUCCAUGUUAACACAAAGUACCAGCUGUCGAUUUUUACGCUAUGCGAAAGGGAUCUCUACAACAACAUUCAAUCAUGUUCUGCGUCGCACGCUGUGCAGGACUUGGAUUUCAGAAGUAUUAUCUGGAACGACUUAGUCGACUCCGACUUCGCACCCUACUUGGUCGCCCUGAAUGUUACCGAAGAUUCGCUACACCUCGAAGGUAAACUAUUGAACAGACAACAUGAAUACGUGCCUGCGGUUGAGGCCACUUUGGCUUUCUGUUUGAUCUCUAUCAUUCUUUCCUUUUUCCUAUUGCUGGCGGUGCUAUACCUGAUCGUGAGACGCCGCGUGCUAGGCAACAAGCCAUGGUUCGCUAUAAUCUUCACUUGCUUGUUAUACACCUUGUUCACCUGCCUCGCUGCCAUUAUCGUCACGGCAAUCAUCGGAAUCAUCAAAUCCGGUACUGCAGAUGACAAUUACGGUGUGGUUUUUACUGCUAGCCAGGCGUUUUUGGGAUUGCUGUGGACGUCGUUUGCCCUAUCGCUAAUUUGCCCAGUCUUGCUAAUCAUGGCGUGGUUGAGCGACAAAAGAGAGCGCAAGAAGGCGGAACCUGUCAUGGUUGAGAACGAACCUUCUGCGAAUACGAGUGACAGCCUCUCAUCGUCGGCCAAUAACGCAAACAGCAUUCCCGACCCUGAGAAGAACAACGCUACGCCGAUCGUGACCAAUUAA